CAUGAAAGAAGAGUUCCAGAACUGCUUCAGAAAGUGGUAAGAACAAUGAAAACUGUGUAUCUGAGGGACAGGAAGACCAUGGCUCAGGAAGAUGAACAGUGAAGACAAUAGGACAGAUCAUCUCAUCUGUCUGCAGAUUCCAUCACCACUCCCAAGUAGCUGGGUGAUUUCAUCCUCAGACCUCCAACAAGUGCUAUAAAGAAGACAUUUUGAAGAAUCAACCAAGUUCUCUGUGAGACCAAGUUAAAUCACUGUCUUAACCACAGAGAGGAGAGAUGAAGCACAUUAUACACUCAAAUGGAAAUUUGAAUGACACAGUGAGAAACAAUUCAGACUGUCCCCAUGUGGCUUUGCCAGAAGAGAUAUUUUUUGUAAUCUCCAUUGCUGGAAUUUUGGAAAACCUCAUCAUCCUCCUGGCUGUGAUCAAGAAUAAGAACCUCCAGUCCCCCAUGUACUUUUUCAUUUGUAGUUUGGCCAUUUCUGACAUGCUGGGCAGCCUGUAUAAGAUUGUAGAAAAUGUUCUGAUCAUGUUCAGAAACAUGGGUUAUCUCAAGCCCCAUGGCAGUUUUGAAACCACAGCAGAUGACAUCAUUGACACCAUGUUUAUUCUUUCUCUGCUUGGCUCCAUCUUCAGCCUGCUGGCCAUUGCUGUUGACCGCUACAUCACCAUCUUCCAUGCCCUGCAGUACCAUAGCAUUGUGACCAUGUGCCGCACGAUUGUCAUCCUGGCAAUCAUCUGGAUUUUUUGCAUUGGAAGUGGCAUUGCCAUGGUGAUCUUCUCCCAUCAUGUCCCCACAGUGCUCACCUUCGCGUCACUGUUCCCUCUGAUGCUGGUCUUUAUCCUCUGCCUCUAUGUACACAUGUUCUUGCUGGCUCGCUCCCAUGCCAGGAACAUUUCCACCCUUCCCAGAGCCAACAUGAGAGGGGCCAUCACCCUGACCAUCCUACUGGGGGUCUUCAUCUUCUGUUGGGCCCCUUUCAUCCUUCAUGUCCUCUUAAUGACCUUCUGUCCCAGAAACCCUUAUUGUACCUGCUACAUGUCCCUCUUCCAGGUGAAUGGCAUGCUUAUCAUGUGUAACGCAGUCAUUGACCCCUUUAUCUAUGCCUUCCGGAGUCCAGAGCUCAGGGGUGCAUUCAGAAGGAUGAUGUCCUAUAGCUAGAACCCAUAGAAUCACUGAUCCUGAUUUAAAAAUCCACGGGGAUAAUAUCAUCAACAGAGAGAUCAUGUCAUGGAACACAAUAACAUAACACUGUUACCAGGUUUUGGGGUGCUGAAGUCUCCUAGAAGUGGUUUCUGGGUUCUUUCUUCUCAAAAAAUUGAAUGAAAGAAGUAAAACAGUAGUAAAGUUACAUUUAUUUAAAAUAGGAAAAAUUAAACAUGAAGAAUAAGGGAGAAAGUAGCCCUGCAGAGUGAAAUUGGGCCAAGUAAAGAGAGGAAAAAUAAAAAUCAUAAUAUAAAACAAAAGUGCACCCUGGGGGCACAGGGAGGGCUAGUGUGAAGAGUCAUGGUAGUGAUUGCUUAAGGGUGACUGUCUCUUUUUGUUCAUUCCAUAUAUCGUGGGUUCUCACAAGUCCAUAUUUGAGUUCCUAAGAAGUGCUCUGCUCAGAUGUCCCGGGAUCUGGUCAUAUUUACUCCACGACCCAGCUUUGACACACCCUGCCUUCCUGCCUCAGUACUACCAAAUACUAAUGCUUCCCACCCUGUCCUUUUUUUAUGGGCAGGAGGAUAAUACUAAUGUUCCUGUGUGAACAGCCCUAUUACAAGGGCAUACUGUACAACUUCAUCACUAGGGGGAUAAAAUGAUGAGCCUGAAACAAAGAUAGAACAUGAAGCACACAUGACAAUACAAACUUGAGAGCUACAGGCCAGAACCAACAGUUGCUCCAUGGAUAUCUAGCAAGUUCUUCCAAGAAGUCUUCUAAGCUGAAGGCCAUGGAAGUCUGUAUGGAGAAGUUAAAGUAGCUGGGCAAGUGUGUGAGUCAACUUUCCAUCACUUUAGGAGAUAUACAAGAUUAAUCAACUUAAAAGGAGGAAAGAUUUAUCUUGGCUCAGAUCCAGAGGUUUCAGUCAGUGAGCACCCACCCCACUGCCUGUGGAACUGUGGCGAGGCAGCACACUGCAGCAGGAACACACAGCAGAGAAGGCUGCUCACCUCAGCAGCCAGGAGACAGAGACAGGAAGAGACCUGUAUCCCACAGUCCCUGUAAAGGGCACAUCUCUAAUGACAUCCUGAAGAUCCCACCACCUUCCAACAACAUCAAGAUAAGGACAGGGCUGACAAGACGUGAAUGUGCCUCCUGGGGCCACUUAAGAGAAGCACAGCAGCAAACAAUUCAGGGCAGAAACCAUCAGAUCAUUGUAAGCCAGGGGUGCUGCUAGCUUCGGUUGAUUGCCUAUCUUCAUGGCCAUGCAGCAGUAAGUGCCCUCUCUCCCACCCUUUGCCUGCCAGACUUAUCUAAAGCAUUUCAAUUAUCUUCGGAAGCAGCCAGAGUAUAAAUUACUGUGUCAAAUAACCACCUAGGAGUUUCCAAUAAUAACAAACCUUCACCUUGAGUUGUGUUUGCUCUCUCAAUUUCUCACUCAAAUGUGUCAGUGUCUGGAUGCAGGCCAGAGUCACCUGGCCUUAAAAUCCAUGCCUGGUUAAAUCACGCCAUGCUUUAGAAAUGUAAAGUUCAGAGGAGAAAAUAAACAAUUUCAUCUGUUUGGUUCCUAUGUGGGAA
Molecule: messenger RNA, 2721 nt
Organism: Fukomys damarensis (Damara mole-rat)
Lineage: Eukaryota; Metazoa; Chordata; Mammalia; Rodentia; Bathyergidae
Gene: Mc2r
Product: melanocortin 2 receptor
Exons: 3
Coding region: 276-1160 (294 amino acids)
Biological process (GO): G protein-coupled receptor signaling pathway
Cellular component (GO): membrane
Molecular function (GO): corticotropin receptor activity
Source: RefSeq, a predicted model, not a curated record